Molecule: messenger RNA, 387 nt
Organism: Colletotrichum abscissum
Lineage: Eukaryota; Fungi; Ascomycota; Sordariomycetes; Glomerellales; Glomerellaceae
Exons: 1
Coding region: 1-387 (128 amino acids)
Source: RefSeq, a predicted model, not a curated record
AUGUCGCGCCAGUUCAGACUCCCCCAUCUAUUCCCGCUAUUCGUCGCAAUCGCCCACACCCUCGGCGGCAUCGUCCCAUUCUUCGCCCAAGAUGCUGGAAUUCGUUCCUUCGGGCUGCCAGAAAGAUUCGCAGAGUCACCCAUAGCACAGUCGUGCUUCAUCCUCGACGGCGCCCGCCUAUCUAUCCUAGGGAUGGUCCAGCUAAUCAUGUAUCUUCGCGGGGACUACGUGGGGGUAGACAUCGUCAUGGCUUUACUGGUGUACGUUGGGCUCGUUGACGGGUACGUUUGCUGGCGGGAGGGUGAGCUGGGAUCAGCUAUGUUUAGAGCCACGUCGGGGAUUGUUAUUGGGGCAUGGGGUAUGUUGGGAUUGACUUCCAAGCUGUAA